UGCCAAACCCACCACAUCCAGGCUCUGCCCCCCAAACCUGUCCAACCAGUUGUAUGAGAGGAAGGGGCAGUGGGUGGGGCAGCCCUUCUCGGGGCCCUGCUCAGCCCCAGCUUCCCCACAGAUGCUGCAGAUGCACCGUGUGUGGAUAGACAGGUGGACAGGCCCUUGGAGGUGCAGUGCCGCCAUGGGGCUCGGCAGCUGGCUGCUGCAGCCCUUGCUGCUGUUGACCUGUGUCCAGCCAGGGACCGGCGUGGAGCGGAUUGGCUACAUGCCCCGGCUCUGGGGAGCCAGCCUGGCUGGGGUGCGCACCCAGUCCACCUUCACUCUGGAGCAGCCCCUGGGCCAGUUCAACCACACCCGCAUCUCUGAUCUCGACGCCAUCUGGCUGGUGGUGGCCCUGAGCAACGCCACCCAGAGCUUCGCGGAUCCCCAGAGGAUCGAGGACAGCCCUGUCCCUGCCGGCUUCCCCCACCGCAGCGGCUUCUACCUCACCCUGAGGGCCAGCCGGGCCCACUACCUGGACAACCGGCCCAGCACCCAGCUCCGUGUGCUCAGGGUUGGCAAUGACACUGGCUGUGCCCCCGAGAAGCUGAGCUGCAACACCCCACUGCCCGGCCCGGGCCCCUACAGGGUGAAGUUCCUGGUGAUGAAUGACAGUGGACCUGUUGCUGACACCGAGUGGUCCAACGAUAUACACCUGCUCCAAGCUGAGGCUUUCCAGGCAGCCCCAGGAUCCCGGAGCGAGGGCACCGUGGUCAUAAUCGCCAUCCUGUCCAUCCUGCUGGCCAUCCUCCUCGCUGCCCUCCUCGUCCUGCUCACCCACACGUGCUGCAGGGGCGAGGCUGCCUCCGGCCCAGCCGAGCAGGUUCGUAUAAGAAGCUACAGCCCCCACCACGCUCGUAGUCCUGCAGCUAUGGAGGGCUCCUGAGCUGCUCUGGGAGCUCCAGGAUGCCCCUCUGCCUCCUCCCUGGACCAGGCUGCAGAGACUGAACUGGGGAACACCUGGAACCUUCAGGAAUCCUGAGAUGAUCUGUUCAAGGGGAAAUGUCCUUAGCCUGAGGCUUGGAUCUGUCCUUAUCAGAAAUAAAUGUCCCCAAUAUCACUA
Molecule: messenger RNA, 1105 nt
Organism: Perognathus longimembris pacificus (Pacific pocket mouse)
Lineage: Eukaryota; Metazoa; Chordata; Mammalia; Rodentia; Heteromyidae
Product: uroplakin-3b-like protein 1
Exons: 6
Coding region: 122-928 (268 amino acids)
Source: RefSeq, a predicted model, not a curated record